CGUGUUUUGUUUUGUCUGGCUUUCCUUUACUGCCACAUUUUGCCUUCAGUUUUAUUUCGACCUUCGUACGGUGUGGAUUGAGUUGUGAAUCGACUGAUUGUGCUCAUUUCGUGGUACAUCUUUCAUGACGAUUUAGACCUUUACGCAUCGAUCAGAAGAGUAUUAGCUGCCUGAACAUCACAAAAAUGUGAUUUUCCUUUCUAACAAGUCUUGUCAUUAAACAAAAAUCUGUACUAAAGCGCGAGAUAUGUCUACCGACAAAGAAGGAAUCGCUUCUCCUCCAUCCAAACGCAACGAUGUCGCCUAUUCAAUCAACAGUUAUGAAGACACACGGAAUGCUAAUGUUACGAUGUCCUUCGAUCCUACUGACUACAUACAGAAAGCACGUGUGACCAGAGCACAACCUCCAAAACCGGCAUAUGAUCCACUGCAGUUUGUGCAACUGAAACCAUGUAGUUUGGUAAAGACCGCGCAGGCACAAAUGCAGAAAGCAGACGAAGUCAAGAAGGUGAAGGAUGAAAAGAAGGAAGAACCUGAGGAAUGGCAAUGUAACUUAGACAAUUGGAAAUCUUCUAGAAGGAAACGAGUCGAACACAUAAUUGAUAGGGUAGUCGAGGUAAAAAAGUUUGAACUAGAAGAACAUGAUCGUAACAGAAGAAAAUCCAAAACAUUUAACGAAAUGAUGGAAAACAGGGGUUCGAGACGGCUGAAGUUUCUGCCUAUUUACACAGAUGACGAUAAUAACGAUUUGAGUGAUCUUGGAAUAAACAGUUCUGAUGCAUCGAGCAAAGCAGCUGAGACGAAUAUAGAUAAUGUAGGGGAUAGAACUACUCCGGAAAUAUCCGCUGAUGGGGAUUCAAACGAAUACACAUACGAAGCAGCAAUCGAAGUUUAUAAAAGCCGAAUUUCCCGAACAACGCAUAUAGCUAACGAUAACCAGCGGUUUGAAAAUAAUGCACAUCCGAGAACACAUACAAGUACGUCGCAAACAGCUGUGAGCUCGUGCAAAGAAGCUUUACUAUCCAAUUUGGAAGAGAGAAAAUCUUCAGAUGUGUCGGUGCCUAAUAUUCCCAAAAUUGAUUUUUUAAAACGAAAAGAGCUGUUCGAGAAAGAACAGGAACAGGGAAAUGAGAGUGACUCAAGACGACAGUCUACGGAUUUUGUGAAUACUAUAAGUAUAAAGGAACGUCUAUCAGUAUUACAACUAAAUCAAGCACAAGAACCGAGCGAAUCUGAAAAACAUCAGCGUAAUAUUCCCGAAGUAUCGUUCUCGGAUUUGAAAAACCGAUUGGAGAUUUUUGAGAGGGAAAUAAGAACUAUGGCAAAUGAUAAAGAAGAUCAUUCGAAGCCAUCCUCGCAAAGGUCACACGAAAGUUCGGUAGAGCCGUUGGUCACUACGCCAAAAAAUGAACCAAAACAAGAAGAUGAACUGUUAGAAAAAACGCAAUACUUUCCCAAUGUUUACGGUGAUAUACUGACGCAGAAGCAAACUCUAGAUGAAAACGAGAAUAUCGAUACAGAUCGAGAAGACAGCGGUAUCCAUACAACAGACGUAUCCUGCUCUGUCUCUCAAGCCGACGAUCAGAAUGAAGAAGCUGAACCUCUUGCGAACGAUGAAUCCAAUGUCAAAUCGGACCAAACUGUAUCUAAAUCACAUCCAACUACUAUUGCGGAAGAUACCAAUCAUUUGGAAUACGAUGAAGCAAACGACAUAAGUAUAUUAGACGAUGCAUUGGAAAUGGCAUUCCAAGAAAUUGAUAAUGUGGAAACGACUGCCCCGCAGCAAAUAAACUCCAACAUUCAGGAGCCAAUUUACCAAAAUAUUGCCGACAUCGAAGACAUCACGUCACACAACUCGGAAGAAAGAACCAAUGCCGAAAAUGAACCCUAUUACCAGGUUCCAAAAUCCCAAGAGCCAUACUAUGAAGUACCAAAGACGAAACCGAUCCCGUUGUAUGAGAAUGUGGAUAUAAUGCAGUCGGUUGCCAUUAUUUCUGACGGUGGGUCAGAUACUAAUUUUACCGUCAGCUAUCAACAGCCACCGAAAGAGAAACCCCCUCCUCCUCCUAUAGACAGUAAACAAGAUGUUGGUGGUUGUAGUGAAUUUACUUGUAAUACUAAUAGUGAAAAUUUUAAGCGCAUUAAUUCUACCAAACGUAUUAAAAAAGAACUUCACAACAAGCGAUCGAGUUUUCUUGGAAUUGAUACAGACUACGUAGAUGAGGAUGGGUUUUCAAACCUUUCUUUAGCUAUUCCUCCGAGAGCGGCAUCGUCCAUCCUGCAAGAAGGGAAACGGCUUGAGAAACAGUAUCUAUUGAAGACCGGGCUGUACGACCAUUCGGAUGCAGCUGAAAGCCGGGACUCAGGAGUGUCGGAAAAUCACUCGCGUCAAAGCAGUGAUAUAUUUACUACUUCAUCGGAUGAUCCAGAAGAACUCAUAAAACCAAAAAUAGAAGAUCUAAAAGCACUGAAGUACAGAGAAUAUGGUGGCAGCUCGUCAAAAAGUAACUGUUUUCUGCAAUCUGAUGAUGAUUUUGGGUGUCAGACGAGAGAAAGCCAGUUGAUUCAACCUGAGGGUAUACGAUCCCCUAUUCCGCCGCCAGUUCCACCAGCGAAACCGUUACGUUCUCCGCAAUACGUGCACGAUCAGUACAAUGCAUACAACGAGCACAGUAAAUCUUUGUCGAAUGUAUCAAACUUAGACUACGGCGAUAUAAUGUGCAGUACAGUAUCGUCGAGCGAAUCCCAAAUAGCCUUCCAUAGUGCAUGCAAUAACAUUAAUACAUUAUCUAAUGAAAUUUUGCCUAUAUGUGAUCAACCCCGCCUUUACAAUAACCAUCAUGUGACUGAGAGUGGCUUAGAUCUUACAAAGUGUGUGCCGAAAAAUAAAUCGCCAGUCGACUGGGAUCAGUACAGAAUUUCGCACGAGACUAGUGAAACUACUCCGGAUUUUUAUCCAUUACACGACAGUAUGCUGCGGCAGCGGAGUUACACGGAGUGCUCACCGCAAUGGAACGUAAGACCAAGUAGACCAGCUAAUCGGAACAGUGACUCAUACACUCGCCACUGGUUUGUCCAGGAAGCUGAGCAGCGCAGAAUAGAACAGCAACAGCAAGCAGUAAGAGGCAAUCAUACGUCAGGUUACACUCAGAACAAAAACAGGAAGUCACUUCCAGAAUCAGUUAUACAAACGAUCACACAGCGAGUGCAGAAUCUAGGGAUAGGUUCCGAGCGACGAUGGCAUCCCGAAGGACCCUGUCAAGCACGCAAAGCGACUAACGAAAGUGCGGUUAAACCUGAAAAAUUCAACACACAAAAUAAUCAUCGCUUAUCCGAUCAGGAUGAAAAAGUUCUUAGUGUUAGUGGAAAGAAAAAAUGUUCUCACUGCAAUAAUGAAUUAGGGCGUGGAGCAGCUAUGGUUAUCGAAAGCUUGGGUUUGUUAUAUCACAUCGAUUGUUUCAAGUGUUGUGUUUGUCACACACGUCUCGGCGAUGGUUUCUCCGGUACAGAUGUCCGUGUGAGAAAAUAUAAGUUACACUGUCAAAACUGCUUUUCGAGUGAAGAUGGUAUCAAGUUUAGUUGUGUAUAGAAUAAAAUAACAUGCAAUUUAUUGUUGUACAUAUAGUUUAAUUUAAACACCGUCAGAUCCGUUAAAAUUGUUAUUUUAUAUGUUUAUGAUAUUUUAUUUAUAGCAAUAAAAAUGCAAAAACACGUUCAAA
Molecule: messenger RNA, 3719 nt
Organism: Aedes albopictus (Asian tiger mosquito)
Lineage: Eukaryota; Metazoa; Arthropoda; Insecta; Diptera; Culicidae
Gene: smash
Exons: 12
Coding region: 248-3589 (1113 amino acids)
Biological process (GO): positive regulation of stress fiber assembly; regulation of focal adhesion assembly
Cellular component (GO): stress fiber
Molecular function (GO): myosin II head/neck binding
Source: RefSeq, a predicted model, not a curated record